Molecule: messenger RNA, 777 nt
Organism: Chenopodium quinoa (quinoa)
Lineage: Eukaryota; Viridiplantae; Streptophyta; Magnoliopsida; Caryophyllales; Amaranthaceae
Product: transcription factor HY5-like
Exons: 4
Coding region: 77-547 (156 amino acids)
Biological process (GO): red or far-red light signaling pathway; response to far red light; regulation of photomorphogenesis
Cellular component (GO): nucleus
Molecular function (GO): DNA-binding transcription factor activity, RNA polymerase II-specific
Source: RefSeq, a predicted model, not a curated record
GAGACAUGUUUAGCUCUAUUAUUCAUAUCCUCAAAAAAUAAGAAUUAUACUAUCUUAUAUUAUACCUAGAUAGAUCAUGGCUCAACCUGCUACUUUGCCUCUUCUUCCUCUUUCUAUUUCUACUACAACAGGAAAUAAUAGCAACCUAGAAGAGAGUGAUGAAGAAUUGUUUAUGGUGCCAGAUAUGGAAGCGGGAGAGGAAGAGGAAACAAAGAUGAUAAAUCAAGGAAGUUUGCAAAGCUCGAAUAGUAACAACAAUGGUGGCGAAGUAGCGCCUCCUAAGCGUAAAAGAGGCCGUAAUCCUGUUGAUAAGGAGUAUAGAAGACUUAAGAGGUUGUUAAGGAACAGGGUGUCUGCUCAACAAGCUCGUGAAAGGAAAAAGGUUUAUGUGAACGAUUUAGAGUCGAGAGCCAAUGAAUUGCAAGAGCAAAACUUCAAAUUAGAAGAGAAAAUUUCCACUCUUGUUAACGAAAACACCAUGCUUCGAAAGAUACUCAUGAAUACCAGACCAAAGACUGACGAAAGUGAAGACCCCAAGUGUUCAUAAUUUUAAGAUUGCUCGCAUUUUUACUUUCUUAUUUUGCAAAUUUCUAUUUAAAGAUGUAAUUUGUAAAAUAUUUGAGUUAUUUACAUACAAAAGCUUAUAUAUAGUUUAAGCAUAGAUACAUAAACUUACCAUCAAAUAUACGAGGCUAACUGUAUGCAUGCAUGCAUGCGAAUUUUCAAUUUUCUUUGGUAAAAAGGGUUGAUAAAUGUACAAUUAUUAUUACUAUUUAU